GAUCUAUUUUUCGGAUGAAUCAGAUCAAAACAUUUCUAUUUCAAACAAUAUAGUUUGUCGAGACUUAACAAAUAACAAAAACAAUCCAAAAAUGCCGACCACCAAAUAUUUUAUGAUUACUAAUCAGAAUAAAUAUGUUUUAAUGUUUUAUGGAUAUCGUAUCUGUGGUAUAACAACUAAA
Molecule: messenger RNA, 181 nt
Organism: Racocetra persica
Lineage: Eukaryota; Fungi; Glomeromycota; Glomeromycetes; Diversisporales; Gigasporaceae
Source: the annotation of a GenBank genome assembly